AAUUAGGCUUUUAUCAGAGGAAUUUGCUAGAAACAUUUUUCCUAGUCAACUAUUUCCCAACUACUUUGGUUUUUACUUUUCAGUUUUAUAUAUGUGUCAUACAUAUUAUCUUUUUAUAUUUUAUAUCCCUUGUAUUAUAAUAUGUUCUUCUUCCAUCCAUAGUUGCAUAUUUCCUUCACUGAUCUUCUGAUUUUCAUAUUAUGUGACACAUAUGGCUAAGUCAUAAAUCUAUUUGGGACUUGGAAUGUUAUGUCAUGUUUGAACUAAAGCUGAUGACUGUCAGACGUCUUUCUUGUUUUCUCCUAAGUUUUUGUCAAAUAGUGAACCUUUCCUCCAGUAGUUGGGGUCUUUGGAAAUAAAGUAUGAUUUGAAUAGAAAUUGAGUUUUCAGGAAUGAAAGUAUGUCAUAAUAAGAUCAUUGAAGGUAUAUCUUAUAAUAAAUGCACAAAAUUAUGCACAAUAUAAACACUCCUCAUUUACUUGAUCUUCGCAAUCUUUUUAUAUUACAGAAGCAUGACAAUCAAUCAGACGCUGAUCAGAGAAUUCAUUUUGAUGGGAUUUUCUGUAGGACCUGACAUGCGAAUGUUCCUGUUUGGACUCUUCUCUCUGAUGUAUGUCUUCACCCUGUUAGGGAAUGGAGUGAUCUUAGUACUCAUCUGUCUGGAUUCCAAACUCCACACCCCCAUGUAUUUCUUCCUCUCACAUUUGGCUAUUGUUGACAUUUCCUAUGCCUGCAAUACUGUGCCCCAGAUGCUAGCAAACCUACUGGAUCCACUCAAGCCCGUCUCAUAUGCUGGGUGCCUAACUCAGACCUUUCUCUUUUUGACUUUUGCCCACACAGAAUGUCUCCUCCUAGUAGUAAUGUCUUAUGAUCGCUAUGUAGCAAUCUGUCACCCCCUCAGAUACUCUGUAAUCAUGAGUUGGAGGGUAUGUAUCACUCUAGCACUGACCUCUUGGGCCCUUGGGUACCUUUUGGCCCUGGUCCAUCUAAUUUUAUUAUUGCCAUUGCCUUUCUGUGGUCCCCAGAAAAUCAAUCACUUUUUCUGUGAAAUCUUAGCUGUUCUUAAACUUGCCUGUGCUGACACUCAUAUCAAUGAGAUCUUGGUCUUGGCUGGGGCUGCUUCUGUGUUAAUUGGACCCUUUUUUUCAAUUGUGAUCUCUUACAUGAGAAUAAUCUGUGCAAUCCUGCAAAUCCAAUCAGGAGAAGGGAGACAGAAAGCUUUCUCUACCUGCUCCUCCCAUCUCUGUGUAGUAGGACUUUUCUAUGGCACUGCCAUCAUCAUGUACAUUGGACCCAAGCAUGGGAAUAAUAAAGGGCAGCAGAAAUAUCUCCUCCUAUUCCACAGUCUAUUUAACCCCAUGCUGAACCCCCUUAUUUAUAGUCUAAGGAAUAAUGAAGUAAAAGGUGCUCUGAAGAGAGUUUUGGGGAAGGAGACAUUGUCAUAAAAGAUGACUACUUAUAUGAACUACUUAUAUAUUUGUCAAAAAUUGUAACUAUUUUCAUUUUACUAGCCAGUUAAAAAUCAGAUCUCUACUACUAAAUUGUUUGAUAGAGUUUGUGUAUAUACAUAUGUGUUGCUCCUCUUUGUUGGAGUGUGUAAAUAUUUUAUACAAGGUAUGAAGUUUCCAAACAAAAAAUAAAAAUGACCUAUCAAAAUGACUGAAAUUGGCCAAAGAAGAGGAUUUCACCAAGGAAAGUAGCAUUUUAUCUGUCAGGUUAAUAAGAAAGGAAGUCAUCUGGAACUAUGUAUCGAAUAGAUGAACCAAGGCAAAAAAAAGGACCAAAAUGAUAAGAAAAUGCCAAGACAAUGAAGAAUAAUUUUCCAAUUCAGAUUAAACACAAAUCCCUUUGACUCUGCCCAAGAAGUAAAGGACCUGGAAAUAUUUCAACAAAGCUAGAAUAUUUCUGCAAUUGUCAAAAAUUAAUGAUAAAUAUAAAUUGCCAGAAUAUUAAAAAUUAUAAAAUGAUUGUGUGAAUUUGUUUUAUCUAUAGUAUAUGAAACUUUGUGAUUAAUGUUUUUGACAAAAGGAAUAUGAUAUUAUGAUUAUCCUAAUUCCUGCUUCAUUCAAUCACAGAUUAUAUGUAUAAUUGUUUCUUUAAUAGCAUUGCUUAUAUUCAUCUUCACUGUUGCAAUAUUCAAUGUCAGGUCAAUUGCUAAGUAUAGUCUUUAUGGGUCAAGAAAGUUAGUGAUUUCUGUUCCUGAUAGUCUUCACGGUUUUAGGAACCAAGGAAGGGGAAUUAGCUCUGUCUUUCUAAGCAUCAUCUCAUAUAUAAGAUUCAGAAAAUAAUUAAUUGGCUCUACUUAUUUCUGGAUUUCAGAACUAGAAAUGCAGUUUCUGACAUCUUCCUCUUCUUGUCAUUAAGGGUUUAUACUAUUAUGAUUUUGUCUUUCCAAUUUUAUGGGGGGACAAAAGAAAAGAAAAUGGAUAUUUUA
Molecule: messenger RNA, 2434 nt
Organism: Sarcophilus harrisii (Tasmanian devil)
Lineage: Eukaryota; Metazoa; Chordata; Mammalia; Dasyuromorphia; Dasyuridae
Product: olfactory receptor 13-like
Exons: 1
Coding region: 513-1445 (310 amino acids)
Biological process (GO): G protein-coupled receptor signaling pathway
Cellular component (GO): membrane
Molecular function (GO): olfactory receptor activity; G protein-coupled receptor activity
Source: RefSeq, a predicted model, not a curated record